Molecule: messenger RNA, 1942 nt
Organism: Xylaria bambusicola
Lineage: Eukaryota; Fungi; Ascomycota; Sordariomycetes; Xylariales; Xylariaceae
Exons: 3
Coding region: 286-1623 (445 amino acids)
Molecular function (GO): histone binding; nucleosome binding
Source: RefSeq, a predicted model, not a curated record
CCUCCCUCACAGCGCGCGCGCAGGCGACAAGGACCCCAAGGCUGAACUCCAGAUCCUGCAGCCUCUCCAAAUCAUUAAUUAAUUUAUUUAGUUAUUUAUUUAUUUAUUUUCCCACAACACACCACAGCUAAAACGAUCGCGAUAACACCAGCGAUAAUCACGGAAGAGUAGUCUCACGUCGCUGGAGGCCUCGAUUAUCAAGGAUUUGCAGACAUUUAUCUACCUAGUGCUUCGCUUCUUCAUUUGUUCAUUUAUAUAUGAGUGCGACCGUCUUAGUAUAACACCAUGUCUUCGGGGCUCGAUUCCCAGAAGUUAAGCCAUGUAUUUCAGUCGCGACCAGAUAUCGUACAAGGAAUUCAGCAAGCUGCUGACUCCCCAUCUCGAAUAAAGCUCUUUAACAACAUUGUUGGUUUCGUGUACGAGCAGCUCAAUGGCGUACAAUCCGAAGAGCCCGCCCAAAAACGCCGACGCGUCGAUAUUGAGCCGUCGCAAAAUGGCCAUCCCUCACAAUCCGACGGCGUAACGGCACCUUCCCCUGACAGUGUCUCAAACGAGGACGUCCUGCUAGAGAUAAAGGAUAUAUCUGUCUCCAUACCACAACGCAAGAAGUUCGAUUUAUGUUUCACCGCCAGUCAUCUAUAUGCCCGUGCCCCUGGAACAAAGGCGCCUGUCCCUAACAUAAUAUUCCCAUGGAAGAGCAUAGAGUAUGCUUUCUUCCUCCGGGUUCCUGAAAAGUCCCAGAUACAGCACAACUAUGUUAUUCUCCCACAAAACUCAUAUUUCCCUUCCCAAACCGCUACUGCUAGUGUUGACCCCCUUGUCUUCACGAUACCAGCAACAGCACCGAAGCCUGGGUCCAUCGGUGGGCCGAAUGCUGACGCGGCAUCUUCCGUGGCCGACUCGUACUCAACUCUGUUUCACUGGGCAAUCAACAAGUGCCUCCAAGCCGGAGGCAAACAAGUGCAGAUUGUCGCUGCCGAUCCCGCUAAGUUCCACAGUGUCAUACGCCAACCUCACAGGCCUAAAGAGCAAGCUGUGCAUGUUAAGGCCUUUCGAGGUUCCAAAGAUGGCUAUCUCUUCUUUUUGGAAAACGGCAUCUUGUGGGGUUUCAAGAAGCCUUUAAUGUUUCUACCGCUCGACAAGAUCGCAGCUGUUAGCUACACCAAUGUGUUACAGCGUACAUUCAACAUGGUCGUCGAGAUUUUCACCGGGGAAGGAGGCGACGAGGAAGCUACAGAGGAAAUUGAGUUUGCUAUGCUAGAUCAAGAAGAUUAUAACGGUAUAAACGAGGACUAUAUUACUCGCCAUAAACUCCAAGACCGAAGCUUGGCAGAUCAACGAAAGGCAAAACGAGAAUUAAUCGAAAAUACCAAAGGCAAAAAGGGGUCUGGGGAAGAGGCAGAGGAUGGAAACGGUGCAGUGGGCGAGGACGGUAUGACCGAACUACAGCGAGCUCAGUUGGAGGCUGAACAACAGCUGCAAGACGAAGAGGACGAAGAUGAGGAGGACUACGAUCCAGGAUCGGAUGAAGACUCUGACGGAUCCGGCACGAGUUCAGACGACGAUGAUGAUGACGACGCUGGUGACAAUGACGAAGACGAAGCUGAUGAUAAUGACGAAUAGUCAUCAAGCCAUGUACCAUAACGAACGUGUAUGAUAAGGGAUUACUUGGGGACGCUACUGGUAGUUCCCUACUGUAAAAAGUAGAAUCAGCCUGCCAUAUUUCGGUGUUUACCAUGGGUAGACAUGAGAAUCGAUCAACAACAGGUAACGCAAGGUCAUUAACUACAUCAAGGCAGAUAUGCCUGUCAUGCUAAAGCUUAUUCGGUCCGUUAUAUGGUGGAUUACAUGUACACAUACGUCAAUUUACACUUAUGCGUGCUUCAAUUACAUCACAUCGCUAGUUGUGUACAAUGAUCCAGUCACCUAGGUAUAUAUCGCA